GAGUUGAUGAACCGAGCGAGUACCAUCGCACGACGGAAAACGGCGAUCUGUCGUAUAAUCACCGCAGCGAAUUCCAGUUGACGGUGGAAAAUUAAAAAGGUUUUUACACAAAGUACCACAAUAAAUGCUUCAAGAAGUGCAUGUUUCUGUACUUCUAGUUUCGCAACAGUAUAAAAAAAUAUUUGCUAACGAGGAAAAGCGAUAACUUGCAGCAUAAAGUGAACUUUGUGUUAUUUCUCUAUAUGGGAAAGUGGUUGGGUUGGACGGUAUCAAAUAAUUAAAGACCACUGCUAAAAGUAAAAUUUUACACAAAGAACUUGAUUUAAGGCUAAUCGAAGAAGUGGAGAUCAUAUCUUCUCUUUUUUUUAAACAACAUACGAUAAGAAACGCAAUAAGAUGUGGAUUCAUCCGAAAGAAAUGCUAAUGCCACCAGCUUUUUGGAUUGACGAAAUGCGUUCAAAAUAUUUCGUGCUGCAAAAACGUCGUGGCCACGGAGAAACACGUAGCUUUACUUCACUCCUUGUGAAUACUUUGGAUAGUGUAUGGGACACAAAGCCACCACCGUAUCGAAUCCUACACCAGACACCCAAUUCCGAAGUUUAUUACGAAAUCGCCAUUGGGUUAACACAAGACGAAAUCAUUAAAGAUUGGGAAUGGCUUGCCGAACACCUUUUCAAAGUGCUCAACGAAAUGGAAAGUGAGGAAGAGAUUACAAACUUUACAAUCUGCAAAAUUCAAUCUCUAAACGCACAAAAUAAUCACGAUGAAUCAGAUGAAUCGGCUAAUUUCAAAGUGGCAGCUUCGAAAUUCCAGCAAAUUUUCGAAAUGCCCAAAGAGGAGCGUUUGGUUACUACUUAUGCUUGCACUUAUGUCAAAAAUAAAAUGCCACAUCAAGGUAACUUGUACAUUUCGUUAAAUCACAUUUUCUUCUAUUCGUAUAUGCUGGGUAGUCAAACGAAGCGAGUCAUAAGGUUUAGUGAACUGGAAGAUAUUAGAAGACACGGGCAAAUUAUAUAUUUGAAAACGGUUAACAAUGUUCACUAUAAUUUCACCUUAUUGACUGAUGUAAAAGAGGCAUAUGGACUGAUUGAGCAGCUGAGCAAAAUGGCUAUACAGCAAAAGAUACAGGACCCGGAUAGUCCAAUAGUCGAUCAUGAUGCAUCAGUAUUUCAACGCUUCGGUCGCAAAACAUCAAAUAAACCGGGACUUUUGCGGGAUUUGACAGCUCGUCAAAAAUCUGAAGAGUAUCGUAACUAUUUUCGCUUACCACAGUCGGAAAUCAUUGAUGGUCAAAUAAGGGCCAACAUCUGGACCCCAUAUUCGAAACGCUAUGUGGGCGGCAACAUUUACCUGUCUCGAAAUUUCUUCUGUUUUCGCAGUGAUGUAACCGACCUUGUCAGCCUUGUCAUUCCAAUGCGUAAUAUUAAAAGUGUUGAACAGAAAAAUGAUGGCCCACAUCGUUAUGAUAAUCAAAUCGUCCUACAUACAGCUGAGAAUGUACACUUUGUGUUCGCGCAAAUUGUCGACCGGGAGGUGUUGGUGGAAAAAAUUAGCGAGCUGCUAUCACAAUUCCACGUUCCUCUCUGCCGUGAGCGUGCAAAAUACGAUAUAUCCUGGAGUAAACAAGCCGCUCUCAUGAACUCAUUUAAGACUAAUUUGAGUGAGGAAAUGUUGAAGAUUCAAGAACAAAAGCUGGCACGCUGGGAGUUACAUUUCCGUGAUUUUGGGCGCGGCAUUUCAAUGUUUCGUACAACAGAAGUAAUUAAUUUGAUUGUGGAAGGCAUUCCUGAUAAACUGCGUCAGGAGAUCUGGCUAGUAUUUUCCGGUGCAAUACACGAGAAGGAUAUGAAUCCUGGCCUCUAUGAAGACUUGGUUGAAAAAGCUGCAUGUAUUAAGCAAUCCUCUAUACACGACGAAAUUGAUCGCGAUCUUCACCGUUCGCUGCCAGAACACCCGGCGUUUCAUCAUGCAGACGGUAUAGGCGCACUGAGACGCGUAUUGCAAGCAUACGCAUUGCGCAAUCCUCACGUGGGUUACUGUCAAGCCAUGAAUAUCGUUUCAUCAGUAUUUCUGCUAUUUUGCGACGAAGAGAAUGCAUUCUGGUUGCUAGCAAGCCUUUGUGAAAACUUGCUGCCUGACUACUACAAAGACAAAGUAGUAGGUGCACAAAUCGAUCAAAGCGUAUUAAAUGAGCUCGUUGAGACAUAUCUACCCGAGUUGCAUAGUCACUUGGAGCAGUUGGGUAUAAUUCGUAUGAUCUCACUGUCAUGGCUAUUAACUAUUUUCAUAAGUGUCAUUUCAUAUGAAAGUUCAUUACAUAUAAUCGAUUGUUUCUUUUACGAUGGUGCCAAGAUAAUUUUUGUGAUUGCACUCCAAAUUCUGGAAUGGAACUGCGAACAGCUGCUCAAAUGCAACGAUGAUGGCGAAGCUAUGCAGGUGCUUUCUAAAUUCUUGGACGGAAUUUACAAUCCAGAAUAUCAACUACCAACACCAGCGGAUAAGCGAAAAUCUAAAACACAAUCAGUGCAAAUGCUUAUCCACGAUGCGUACACGAAGUUUGGCUCCAAAAUUUCGCAACAGAAAAUCGAAGAAUUAAGAAAUAAGCACCGACGUCUUACAAUACGUCAAUUCGAUAUUGACAAUGAAAAUACAAUUGUGAAAUUCCAUACCGACAACAUGUACUUUGACAAAGAGGAGCUUCAUCUACUUCUAGCCAUUAUACGAGAGGAGAAAUCGACUCCACGUAAAGUGUUGCAACAAAAAGCGCACUCUGCACUUGGUGGGGAAUCACCAAUACUGUUGCCACCAACAGGACGUGUUGGCUAUGCGGAGGGUAAUUGCAGCCGAUCCGAAUCUUAUAAUGUUGAUUUCGAAACAUUCCGGACACUAUUCCACGAGUUAACGCCAUGGCGCACCUGCGUUAGCAUUGAUCUAGCAGAAAAGCUGUUUAGGCUGACCGAUAAGAAAAGUACUGGAACAAUAGAGUUCUCACAAAUUAUAAAUGCACUGGGUUUAGUAUGUUCUUGCAAAUACACUGAAAAGCUAAAGCUGCUUUAUAUAUUACACCUGCCGCCGCUGCUUUCGAAAGCUGAAAUUGAGCAGGUCAGACGUCCAAAAUCGAAGGCCAAAGAAGACGCUGAGGAGGCCAUUGAAGCUGAGGACUUUUUCGGCGACGAUCCAUCCGAAUCAAUCGAGGCACUCCCCUCGCCUACAGAUAAUAACUUCGACGAUGACGAGUACGCGCUCAUCACAGCCACGAAACAUUUGCAUUGCUUGGCAGGCCUAUCACAGCCAUCACCAUCGUCUGGCGCCAUUAACGGAGAACGCUUGUCAACGUUCUAUGUUGAUCUACCCCGCCAACAUGUUGCCCCUAUGGACGUUGCUCGCUCACAAAAUGGUGCAACUGGCAGCAGCACUUCGGAUCUUAUUGGCAAUGCAUUGCGUCAUCAAGGCCGUUACGAAUCGACUGAUACGUUUUCGGAUAUUUCCGAUUUGGGUGCCGCGAAGGUGACACCGCCACAAUUAAAUGUGGAAACGAUUUCGAAUUUUUCACAAAUCAGUGAUUUAAUAAUGGCUACCAGAGGAGAUCGUGCAGACUCAACAACUGACACAAAAAGCUUGGGCAGUUUAAGAUAUUUACUUGAUCAACCAGACGAUGGAAAUGCGCCCAAUAAAAAUAUACCAAACAUGAAAAAGGCGAACUUCCAAUUUUUGUGGAGAUCACUUGUAGAAAUAAUAGGAGAGCAAGACGAGGACAUGAGGAAAGCAUAUGAAAAUCUGCUGGAACUUGGUAACAAUAACAUGAAGAAAGAGAUCAGCUUAGACAGCUUUACUCAACUAAACUUGGGUAACGGUGAUGAGCCUGACAGCAAUGGCAACCCAACAACUCCCUCCGCAGAUACUAACGCGACGACAAAACUCUUCCAAGCUUAUGAAGAGGAACUGAAGCAAAACUCCUCCAGUGGGGGCGGCGCAGGCAGCAGCAGCAACAGCUCGACAGAUCUGGACAGUUGGGAAAUAUCCAUAAAUCAGUUCAUUGCAACGGUCUUGGCGGUCACUUCGAUCGUUCAGUGUUUCUACCAGAAAACACCUAUUAAAGAGAAUAUCGAAAAAAUGCAAAAGAAUCGUCGUAAAUGUGUAAUCACGAAUUAUUAAGCAAACGAAGGAAUUGUCUGGGUUUGACGAACAACCUUAACUUAUAAGUAUAAGCUUAAUCUCAAGAGAAUGUUGAGUAAAGUAACAAAAAGUAGUGAG
Messenger RNA from Rhagoletis zephyria (snowberry fruit fly), 4254 nucleotides. RefSeq names its product TBC1 domain family member 8/9 (gene Tbc1d8-9). The record is from RefSeq and is a predicted model, not a curated record. Gene Ontology annotation, molecular function: calcium ion binding. Lineage: Eukaryota; Metazoa; Arthropoda; Insecta; Diptera; Tephritidae.